AAAAAAAGGUUAACUAACAUUAGCUUUGUUUGAUGAUAUAUAGCCAUGGUGGUGAACCUAUGACACUUGUGCCAGAGAGGGCAGUCAAAGCCCUCUCUGUGGUCAUGUGCUCCUUUCAUUCUAGCACGGAGUACUGCUCUAGAAAGUCAGAGGGAUGAGGGCAGGGCUGCUCCCUUCUCCCUCUCCAUGAAUGCCUGAGGAUAUUGCCCGCAUCAUACCCCUCUAAAAGGUUUGCCAUCUCUGGUAUAUAGUAUUCCAUAUCCACAAUUCCCCAAAGAAGGAAGAUUAAUUUUGUCACUUCUCUAGAGCCAACUUGAUUAUUAUAAUCACAUAUUAGUCUAUCAUUUAAAGCUCUCCACUCUCUAUUACCUCUCCAACUAGACUAAUUUCAUAUUAUUCCUAUUAACAUACUUUAUGUUGCAGCCAAAUUAGGUUACUAGAGGUUCUCCAGAUUCUACAUUUCAUCUUCUGUAUCUAUGCCUUUUGUACAGAUACUGGAAUGAAUUGCUUCCUUCACUUGAACCAUUAGCUUCUGGUGUCUUCCCUCUUUCCCUGAGUUCAUAAGAUCAUAGAGCUAGAGCCCAAAAGAACCUUAAGAGCCAUCUAUUCUCAUGUUACUGUUGAGAAGUUAAGUGACCUGUUUAAGGUCACACCAUAUAAGCUUCAGAGGAGAUUUUAAUCAAAAUCCUAUAACUCUAGAGCCAGAUUCUUUUCCAAUUAACUAGUGAGCUUUUAAUGCUCUACCCUGAAAUUACUUCAUAUUUAUCUGUGUAUAUGUUGUAUCACUCUAGUAAGACAGAAGCUUCUUAUUCAAAGAUAUUUUAUUUUCUCAAUUACAUGUAAUAAUUUUCAACAAACAUUUCCCAAAAUUAUAAGAGCUAAAUUGUCUCCCUUCUCUUCCCUCCCCCCUGUUGGAGAUGAUAAGUAAUUUGAUCUGGAUUAUACAUGUAUUAUCAUGCAAACCAUACUUCCAUAUUGAUCAUUGUAAGAGAAUACUUCUAUAAAACAGUUCUUUUUCUGGAGAUUUGUCCUAGAUCAUUGUAUAGGAUAGAAGCUUCCUGAAGGCAAAGACUAUUUUUCUGAUCCAUCCUUCAUAGCACCAUGAGAUUAAUCUCCUUAAAUAAAACAUUACUCCUCUGCUCAAAAACUGUUGGCAUCUUUCUUUUACCUAUAGAAUAAAGAUCAAGCUAUUUUGAUUAGUGUAUUAAGCUCUCAGCGAUAUUCAUUUCUACCCCCAUUCCUUCCUAUUCUCUUACAUGAUACUUUUGCUCCCAUUCUGUUUUUUUACUUUUCUAUGUGACUGCUGGAACUGAGAUACUUAACUUAAAAUAGAAUUUAUACUUUCUGCUUCCUUUUCUAGGUGGUUCACAUCAGUCCUCUUGCCUAAUUGUAGCUCUCCUCCCAUUUCAUCUGUGAAAUUAAUUUCUCUUAACAUCCAGCUCAUCUGUUUCAAGGUUCAAGUUUUCCUUGAUUACACAAACUGAAAGUGUGCAUGCCACUGUUUAAGCACUUACCUGAUAAUUUACAUUCUGUUUAGAUCUGUUCUUAGGAUGAGAAGUAGCCAGUUUUCAUAGAGCACUGGCCUGGGAAUUGUCUUAGUUUCACUAUGUGCUCUCUAUGUGUUAAUUUGAGCAUAUCACCUAAACCUGAAGCCUUAAGGCUUCUCUUCUAUAAAAUAGGUAGUUUUACUAUUUAUUUCAUAGGGUGGGUAAUUAGGAAAGUGCUUUGUAAAACAUAAAUGGCUUUGUUUAAAUGAUUUGACAUAUACUGAAUAUCAAUAUUGAUAUACCUAUUUUUAUUAUUUCCCAUUUUUCCAUAAGAAAAGGGAAAGAUUGGUUCAUUUCACUGACUCUUCACCCUGUUGGUUAGCCAGUUGGCUGUUUGUGGUCCUUUAAAAGUCUACUCUCCUUGUUGAUGUAUACAUCUGUUGUCUAGAACAAGUAAUAUAAGGAUAUGUGUUAUACAAUAUGUCCACCCAAUGAAAUUGCAAUUUAGCUUCCUGAUCUUGUACUUUUUAUUUCCCAGAGGUAUACAGUGAAAAGAUUUGUAGUAAUAGAAGUAAGAGGUGAGUAGUAGAGCACUGAAUUUAGAAUCAGAAACUUUGGGUUCUAGGCUUAGCCCUUUGUCACUUGAUAGCCAUAUGACUUUGGGCAAGAGACUGAACUUUUUUGAGCUUCAGUUUCCUCAUCUGUAAAAUGUGGGAUAAUAAUUAGACUGCUCACUUCAUGGGAAUUGUUUGUUGUAAGGAUUAAAUGAGACAACAAAAUGCUCAGUAAAGGUAUUAUAUAAAUAAGAACAGUUUAUUGUUCCAGAUGAAACUAAUGAACAAGUGUGAAGGGAAUAAAAGUUUUUCAGAUUGAUAGUACAUGAUAAGAUUAGAUACAAUAGGGUUCAGAUUUUAGAGUUUAGAUUUGAUUCAGUAGAAAAAUAGCCAUAUGAAGGUUUUUGAACUGGAGAGUGAGUGACAUGGUGAAAAGUGAAAGUUUUUCCUUAAAUCAGCCUGUUAGCAACAUUUGCUCCUAAAACUGUCUUUUCUGGGACCAAGUAGAAUAAGUAACCUCUGAUGAGAGUCCUUUUCAAGGAUUAACCUUUAUAUCUUCCCAUCUAAGUCUUCUCAGGGCUAGCUAAACUGUCCCUAAGUAUUUUGACUGAUCUCAACAUUACCUGUUCUUUAGGACCCCUCAAAAGGUUGCUUUUAAGUUCUUCAACUCGUUAAUGCCUUUCAUAAAAAGUGGACUCAGAUAUAGUUUGAAGAAGGCAGAGAAUACAGUAGGACUACCACUUCUCUCAUCUUGCACACUAUGCUUUUCAGUGCAGCCUUUUUGACUGUCAUUCUUGCUGUUGACUUGUUGAGCUUUAAUCUGCUAACAUACUUAGAUAGUUUUACAUAUAUUGUUUUCUAGCCAAGCCUCCUACUUCUUGUACUUGUGUAGAUGAUUUUUUUGGGUUAAAUUUCAUCUUGAUUCCAUAUAAUAUUCUUAUAUUUUACCCUUUUCCCCCAAUUACAUGUAAAAACAAUUAAAAAAAUUUUUUUUUCAAAUUUUGAGUUCCAAAUUCUCUUCCUUUCUUCAACUCCUUUCUCCUUGAGGAGGACAAGCAAUUUUAUAUAGAUUAUACAUGUGCAGUCAUAUAAAACAUUUUCAUAUUCAUCAUGUUAAAGAACCCCCAAAUCAUGCCUCCCAAAAAAAGUAUUCUUUGAUUUGAUUCACAUUCCAUCAUUUCUUUCUCUAGAGGUAGAUUAGCACUUUUCAUCUUAACUCCUUUGGAAUUGUCUUGGAUCCUUGUAUUUUAGCUUAAUAUUGUAGCUUAUCUUUUUUUUUUUGUACUAUACAUUAUACUAGUAUCUUCUAAUGUUUCUGUCAUCUGCAGAUUUGAUGAGCAUCCUAUGUAUCCAUUCAAACUGCUGUCUAUAAGGAUACCAGAAUUAUUGACCCUCAUCUCCCUUGACCUUUCUGCAGAGCCAUAGGAUUAAAUGGGUCCCGUAACUGGAAUGACUCCAGAUAAGAGAGCUGAAACUCCUGGAGCAGAAAAGGUUGCAGGAUUAAGUCAGAUUUACAGAAUGGGAAGUUUGCCUGAAGCAGUUGAUGCUGCCAGGCCAAAAGCUACUUUAGUGGACAGCGAAUCAGCAGAUGAUGAGCUUACAAACUUGAACUGGCUUCAUGAAAGUACUAAUCUUCUAACAAACUUCAGCCUUGGAAGUGAAGGUCUUCCUAUUGUUAGUCCAAUAUAUGACAUUGAGGGUGAUAAUGUGCCAUCUUUUGUACCAUCUUAUCAGAACACAGAAAAAAAAUCAGGGAAUUCAAAACCCCCUUACUCCUUUAGUCUUCUCAUUUAUAUGGCUAUUGAACAUUCUCCAAAUAAAUGCCUGCCAGUCAAAGAAAUUUACAGUUGGAUUCUGGAACGCUUUCCAUAUUUUGCUACAGCACCAACAGGUUGGAAGAAUUCCGUCAGACACAACCUUUCAUUGAAUAAGUGUUUUCAGAAAGUGGAGAGAAGCCAUGGCAAGGUGAAUGGAAAAGGUUCCUUAUGGUGUGUUGAUCCAGAAUAUAAACCCAAUCUUAUACAAGCACUGAAGAAGCAGCCUUUUUCCUCAGCACUUGCAUUUUACACCCCUCCUGCAUCACCACAAAAUGGAUCAUCACCACCUCAUUAUAUAACCUCUGUACUAAAGCAGAGCCAAGUUCGAACUCUGAAAGAAUCCGAUAUUGAUGCAGCCACUGCAAUGAUGCUUUUAAAUACAUCAAUUGAACAAGGAAUUUUAGAAUGUGAGAAGCCCCUGCCACUCAAAACAGCUUUGCAAAAGAAAAGGAGUUUUGUUAGUGCAUUUACCCAUCCCAGUGCCAUAAAUUUACAAGAGAAUGAUUCUGCAGUCAACAAUAUUGAUCCAAAGGAGGAUCACAAUUACAGCGCAAGCAGCAUAGCAACACAGCGCUGUGCAUCCCGAUCCAGUGUGUCUUCCUUAUCUUCUGUUGAUGAGGUGUAUGAGUUUAUCCCAAAGAAUAACCUUGCAGGAAGUGAUGGGAGUGAAGGGUUUCACAGUGAAGAAGAUACAGACAUUGAGUAUGAAGAUGACCCUCUUGGAGACAGUGGCUAUGUAUCACAACCUUGUGCAAAUACCUCUGACAAAGUCCGGCCCAUCAAGAAGCCUAAAAGAGAGUCAUGUCAGGAAAUUGAUGAAGAGCUUAAGGAGGCCGCUGGAUCUCUGCUGCACCUUGCUGGAAUCCGGACAUGUCUGGGUUCCCUAAUAAGUACUGCAAAGAUCCAAAAGCAAAGGAAAAAAUAGUAAUACCUGAUAGUGUGAAUUUUUUUAAUGUGGCAAUACUCUUCUAAUUACUCUUCACAAGGGAGAUCAAAGCCAUAAUGGACUUUAGUGGGGAGGGGGAAGGUGUGUUAAUUACCUAUUUUCCUUUAUACUUUUAUUAUUUUUUUUAAUCACUGCAAUUAGGGUCAUGCUUACCUAGGAUUGGGCCAAUCAAUGCAUGAUUGUAGUGCUAAUAACAUAAUUUUUCUAAUCAUUGAUUCAGAGAUUUGGAAACCUUCCACAGAGAAAUCCUCAGGAUCCUACUUAAGACUGUAGACAUUUUUUUCCACAUAAAUAUCUUCUGUUAUUGUAGCAAAAUGGGGUAACUUGCUACUCAGUGUAAUAGUUUUUCCAUUCUUUUUAACCACUUAAGACAAGUGGAUGAAUUGACAAAAAAUUGUAUCACCCCAUUUAUUCACCAGUGUAGAAUCUUUUUAGUGAUUGCUGAUUGAGUCACAAACCAAGUGGGGAAAAAGUUAAUUUGAAAAGAUUUUUAGGUAGCUAAACUAGAAUGACUGCUAGAGUUUCUGUUUAUACAAGUAGAAAAUGGGAAAAUGUGAUUCUUAAUAUAAUUUUUAAGUUCACUCCAUGUCUAUUAUAACAUCAUCUUAUGAAAUUCUUUGGCUUAGCUAUUGUUACAUAGGCUUUAUUGGGGGCACUUUUCCUCUUUUCCCAAGUGCUUUAAACCAAUAUUUACUUGGUCAAUUCUCUUUAAAUUCUCUUUGUAUAGCAGAUAGCCAAUGAGAUAAUAGCAUGUAAUCUUCAUUUUGGCAGACUUUUACAAUGAGAGACUCACCGCCUUAUAUUUUCUUGUCUCCACAGAAACUAUUGUAAUUACAACUUAAAAAUCACUAUAAUUUGAAUGACAUAUGAUCUAGAAUUUGGUUCAAUUCAACAAUUAAAUGCUUACUACGUACAAGCCACUGUGCUAGGCUCUAGAGAUAUAAAGACAAAAAGGAAGCAAUACUUGCCCUUUAGGAACACAUAGUCUACUAGAAUAAAAGAUCUGAAUGUUAACAGUUAAGUAAUAAUAGCUAAUUUGGGGAAAUCUAUCCGAACACAGGGUAAAAUAUGUAUAGUCAUAAUUAUAAACAUUUUAACAUUUUAGAAUUAUAAUAAUUAAACCCCUUUGGAAAAAGCAGUAUAAUACCCAAAUGUGCCAUUAGUCUUUAGCUAAUAGAUAUUGACUGCUUCUAAUAAUCCAUUGGCUGAGGUGGUUAAGUAUUAUUUGAAUAAUUCUACCUACACAAGAAAUAUUCUCCAGGCUUGAAUUUAAAGUUCUUCAGAAAAAUCUAGGGAUUUGAGGUAAACUCAGUAUUUACUAAAUGGAAUUUUUUUUUUAACCUCACUGUGCGUUAUAAGGAAAUCCUAUAAAAUUUUGUUCUUGUCCUUUGUCAUCUCCUUUUUAUUUAAGAUUCUCUCUGUAGUUUGUUCCCCACUCCCACUCCAAAAAAGACUUCCUGCCCCUUCCUGCCUUGUCAGGAUGAUGUUGCCUUGAUACUUUCAAUAAUUUCAAGCUCUUAGAAUUGUCAAAAGGGAUAAAAAUAACCCUCUUUUUUGAUUUUUUAAAACUUAUUUGGGCAUAACUUUCAAAUAAGAUGCAUGUUAAGAAUAAAUUAAUUUUCACAAAAACCUUAAGCAGGGAUAUGUAAUGUUAAAAGUUCUCCGUUCAUGCCACCUAUUUUAGUACUCAGUGGACCUGCUAUAAGCCUUGUUAGUAGAAUGAGUAGGAGUGUAGAGGUAGUUAUUUUAUUUAUUGUUCAUGAAAAAAUAGCUCUUAAGCACAGCUAGUUUAUUUUCCUUAGAUUUUUUUUUAAUUCUACCAUAUGUGAUGGAUGCAGUUAUCAGAGGACAUCAGUAUCCCUAGUUAAUAACUGUUAAGUAGGUAGUAAAUAUAACACAAGUGCUUAUUACCCUAGUUUUUACAAUUUAGUCUUUCUCCUACUAGGUUCAAACUAGGGCUUUUUACUUGUAAGAUUGGGAGUUGGCUCUAUUUAAUGGCUAGGCCCAACAGACUGGGUGCAUGAUAUCUAGCAAUUUAUAACAAAAUUCCAGUAUAACAACCACUUAAAUGUCCCAGGGAGUUUGUCACUAUGGAAUUUUGCCAUUGUGACUAAAAACUAUGAUUUCAUAUAAAGUAUAAUUUGCCAUAUGUCAAAAUAGUAGAAUUAGUAUUGAAAUUGGUACUGAUUCAUAUGAUAUUCCCCUAUUAAAUUUUAUUUUUAACUUAACAGAGUUAGUAUUCAUUUUUCUUAUCCCAAAUAGAAAUCAAUGUCUUCUAAAAUAUAUAUAUAUACAUUUGUGUGUGUGUGUAUAUAUAUACAUACAUAUACGUAUGUGUAUAUAUACCUACACACAUACAUAUUCAUUUGCAUGUGCAAUGUCUUACCAAAAUAGUUAUAUUUUCAUUUUACUUUUCACAUACCAAGAAAGAACAAGCCUUUCUGUAUACAUGAGGUAGUUCUUUUCGUUAAUCUUUUUUUCCCUUCCAGCUUUGUAACAGUAAGCUUUUCUUAUCCCUCCCAUAUCCAGCAUGGCUUUUCCUAAUUUAAAGAUAUAUUUUUUUUGUAUAUAGUAUAAACAGUGUAAUUGGAAUGGGGGAGGGAUGAUUUUUUUUCCUUUGCUUUUUUCCAUUCCUUUCCUUUUUUUUUUCUUUUUUGGGGGGACUACUUUUCAAGACAUUAUGUAAAGGGUUCAUACCAAAUGGUCAACUAAAUUGUAUUUUAGUAGGAAUUCGAAGAUAGGAGGAAAUGUUUGGAGGAAUGUAUGAGAUUUGGUGGACCAGAAGGUCUUUCCUGCCAAUUUAAGCAACAAAUGUGGAUACUUCACAGAGCUCUAAAGACUAUUGGCUUGAAUUCUACAGCAACUUUUUUACAUUCUGUGGAGACCAUAGAAUUUGUUGAAAUUUUGAGGCUUUCUGGUUUUCAACUUCUCUAAAGUUCUUUGUUAGGCUGGAAAGGGAAAGCUUUGGUUAAAGCAAAGCUUACUCAGAUUUGUUAAUAAUGAUGUAGUCAAAAUAUUUAUUGACAGGAAAAGUAGAAUAUUUUAAGCAUUGUACCUGCCAUUAUUUUUAAAGCACACUCUUUGUAUCUAACUGCCAGUGCCAUUAUCAAAACUUUUUUUUAAAUAUAAAUGUAUGUUUCUAUUCAGCUAAAGUGCUUAAUUUAAAGUAUUAUGUUGCCAUCAUAGUGAUAUGAAACAAUUUACAAUUGCCAAGUCAUUUUAAUUAUUAUUUAUUUAAGGUGAAAAUAUAGAAAAGCAAUUUGAAUUACACUAUCCCUUAAUCCUGUUUUCUAAUGUAGCAUAAGGAAUGUCCUGGACUGUAGAAUAACUCUGCCAGUAGAUGACCAGUUAUGAGUGAACCUAUUUUCAGUUCCAAGUCUUUUGCUCAUUUUAAAAACAAUUUACAAAUGUUUAGUUUUUGUAUCUAAUCUCUGUUAAUUAAAAUGUUUAUAAAGUUUAUUUUUACCAAAGAGAUGCAAUUCAUUAUGAUAAAGUAUUGCAAAAUAAACUUUGUUUUAUAACA
Molecule: messenger RNA, 8327 nt
Organism: Monodelphis domestica (gray short-tailed opossum)
Lineage: Eukaryota; Metazoa; Chordata; Mammalia; Didelphimorphia; Didelphidae
Source: RefSeq, a predicted model, not a curated record